Molecule: messenger RNA, 582 nt
Organism: Tetrahymena thermophila SB210
Lineage: Eukaryota; Ciliophora; Oligohymenophorea; Hymenostomatida; Tetrahymenidae
Product: transmembrane protein, putative
Exons: 2
Source: RefSeq, a predicted model, not a curated record
AUGUAAGAAUAAAUAAUAUAAACUGUGUUAAAUUAAUUAUAAAAGCAUAAUUAUAAUAAUAAUUAUCUGACGUAUUCAAUUCAUAGUGCAUACUAAAAAUACAAUUUUUCUAUUAAUAUAAUAUUUUGUUACCUUCUAUUAUCUAAUCUUACAAUAUCUCACACUACCACUGAUUUUGUUUAAGAUAUAGACAGUUUAUAUUUUUUUCAUUUUAUUCCAAUCAACUGCAAUUAUCUUGCUUAUUCAACAAUUGGAAUUAAUCAAGUCUAAUUCUAAACUUUUUUUUCUUUCCAUUUAAUUAAAACAAUAAAUAAAUAAAUUUCAUUAAACAGACUUAACUUUUUAUUGAAUUAAUUUUUUGUUUUUUAAUCAAUCAGUUUGCAACAGAGCAAAUAUAAAUUUUGUAAAGAAAGCAAGAAGCAAAGCAGAUCUAAGUCAACCAAAUCUUACUUUUAUUGCUUAAGAUUCACAAAUAAAACAAGCACAUUUACAGUUUAUGUUAUAGCUAUUUGCAGGAGGUAUUAUCCUGCAAUAGUAGUGAAAGAAUAUGGCCGAGUCACUCUUUAUUUAAAAAAUCAAUGA